UGACUGCGUGUUUGCUUGAGAUAAACCAGGCGAGGAGGACAAAGGUCAAGUUCAAAGGUCACCCAGAGGUGUGUGUUAGUGGCCAGGAAGCAUGUGAAGCAGCGACUCGGACUCUGAGGACGACGGUUUGUUGAGUGGAUGAUGGUUUUCCUCCGGCGGACGGUGCUGCUUCGCUACCUGCUGCUGUCCACCGCCCUCGCCCUCCUCCUCUUCCUCACCUCCUUCUGGCUCCCUCAGGGUGAACAGAGAGACUGCGGCUCAGUGUGGCAGCCAUGUUUGACGUAUUACAUCCAGACGCCUCUAGCCCCGCCCAUCCUGGAUGAGAGGGCGGAGUCAAACGAAGCCCCGCCCCUCGUCAGAGAAUGUCCUGGUCAGGUGUUUCAGGCCCGGAAGCUGCUGCAGUUCCUCCGGUCCAGCCUGGCUGAGGACGGCGAGGACGUCCUGCUGGAGCCGUACCUGCUCAGCUGGGACCAGCUGCUCAACUUCAUGGAGUCUCUGGGAACGAUGGUCAGUUUCUUUUCUCAGAAAGUGAGAGAAAAGACCGAGCUGAUCCGACAGCUCUCCCUGAGACGCAGCUCAGAGUCCAAAUCAGCAGCUUCCUCUGGACUACAAACCCCAGCAGCAUUCGGAUUAAAAACCGGGGUGUAUCGAUCUGUUCGGUCCAUGGUGGAGGCGGAGCUUCAGGCGGGAACGGUCAGCUUCUCCCGCCGAACAGACUCAGGCUGCCGGACGCUGCUGCGGCUGCAUCGCUCGCUGCUCUGGCUGAAGCUGAUGCUGGAGGGUUUGUCUGAGGGUCCAGACGCUGAGGGACGAUUCAAAACGCCCGGAGAGCUCAGCAGAGACGCCUAUAAGGUGGCGUUGGCCCCCCACCAUCCCUGGAUGCUCCGCCAGGCCGCAGAGAUUGUCUUCCUCGCUCUUCCUGACAGAAAGUACUUCCUGCAGCUGGUGUGUGUGCAGAAACAGGAAGAGGCAACACCCGUGCUGCGCAUCAUCAUCCACGCGCUCUCGGUGGUGCACACACGGACUCAACGCCUCCUGGUGAAGUACAACAUGUUGGAGCUGCCCUGAGCUGGAGACUUCCUGUCGUCACCCAGACAGACAGGAAAACAGCAGCGAGUUCAAAUCACUGACUGAACCCUUUGAGUAGGUGGAUACUGCAAAAAUAUAUCCGUUUUUUAUUAGAGGUUAUUUAUAUUAGUCAUUAAAGGACUAAAACAUCACAAGACAAAACAUUGUCUCAGUCAAUAAUUGAGACCAAACAGGAGGAAAACUCGACUCAUUAAUGGAAACAAGAACAAAAGAAGUUUGUGACACUUUAACAAGUCAAGUCUGUGAUUUUCUAAACCUGUAAAGUUUCAGUUUCAGAACCGAAGCAGCUCUGGUGAAAGUCACUGAGGAUCAUUUCUCUGAUAAUGGACUUGUGUCGGUUCUGGUUGUAACUCAGCGCUCCGGGGAAACAGAAAACAGACGUUUCAAAUUUUCAAAGGUUCAGUUUGUUCCUGUUAAUGAUGCAAAAUCAGAAAAAAAUAAAAUCCUGGUCCUGAUAACCUCUGGUUCCAAAAACCAGACUGCUGAUCCCAAAUGAGCUGCCUUACUGUCCCUGACUGUUUUUAAAAUAAAUCACACAAAGCUGAA
Molecule: messenger RNA, 1635 nt
Organism: Xiphophorus hellerii (green swordtail)
Lineage: Eukaryota; Metazoa; Chordata; Actinopteri; Cyprinodontiformes; Poeciliidae
Product: ceramide-1-phosphate transfer protein-like
Exons: 6
Coding region: 139-1068 (309 amino acids)
Biological process (GO): ceramide transport; intermembrane lipid transfer
Cellular component (GO): membrane; cytosol; cytoplasm
Molecular function (GO): ceramide 1-phosphate binding; ceramide 1-phosphate transfer activity
Source: RefSeq, a predicted model, not a curated record